Messenger RNA from Varroa destructor (honeybee mite), 2691 nucleotides. RefSeq lists its product as uncharacterized. The record is from RefSeq and is a predicted model, not a curated record. Gene Ontology annotation, molecular function: chitin binding. Lineage: Eukaryota; Metazoa; Arthropoda; Arachnida; Mesostigmata; Varroidae. Gene Ontology annotation, cellular component: extracellular region.
UGGAUUUUAAUUUUGACGAUUGUGGAUAGCUUCGUGGGGAUGACUAUAGAAACAGUGACCCUAAAAAAGGAAAACGCGAAAGGAUCGAUUUUUCGACGCCUUAUGCAAUAUGUAGGCUCGCAGGAUGACAAUUUUAGCUAUUAGUACACGUGGAACUUUUAUCGACGACAACAACGUAAUGUUGCAGCGGCGUCGUGAAGAGUUCUUACUUAACGUUGACCAAGGAUACUUAAGCGUGAAGUGCUCUAGCCACAAAAAUUCACCGUGAUGCCUCAGGAUAUAUGUAUCUGUACGACUUUUCUAGUUAUAUAAGGAAGGCGGUGAAUUAUGAAGGUGUUCACCAUUGCUCUCGUGGCCGCUGUCGGCAGCCAAGCGGUUUUUGCGGAUCAUUCCGAUAAAGGGUUCUUGAAGCGUCAAGGCUAUGCGCGUCCGGAACUGCCCGAUGAAGAGGACAAUGUAUCUUGGGACGAUACGCCAUCGUAUCGACCAACCUCGCCCCCGCCGCGAAGGAACACCGAAGUCCAAUCUCAGGGGCGAAUCCCGCGUCCUCAGCCAGCACCAGCGCCUCCUGCACCUCGACCUCAACCCGCUCAACCAUCCCAAAGACCAGUUUCUGCACACGGGGCACACGGCGGUGAUGACUACGACGAUCCGGCCAAUUGGCGUCUAGAGGACUCGAUUCCGGGUAAACCCGAGUCUGACUAUCCCACAUUCACAACCAUUCCCCAGACCGCAUUUGACUGCAAAGGACAAACUCCCGGAUAUUACGCUGAUAUUGAAGCCCGUUGCCAGGUGUUCCACGUUUGCGAGGCUGACGGUAAAAAGAACUCGUUCCUUUGCCCCGUGGGCACCAUUUUCAACCAGCGUUACUUCGUGUGCGAUUGGUGGGCGAACGUUGACUGCGCGUCGUCAUCGUCCUAUUUCGGACUGAACAACGAUCUGUAUAAGGAGCCUGAGCCCCGACCUCAGCCUGUCCCUCAGCCUGUCCCUCGUCCUGCCCCACGUCCCGCCCCAGCGCCUGCCCCACAAGCUCCAACCCAGCAGCCGUUCAGAAACACCCGUGUCGAUUCCCAGUCCCGCACUCAGCGUCCGGUCAUUCCGGAGCCUGUGACUAGACCCGCUCCUGCGUUCACUACUCCGAGACCGGCCGCACCAGCGCCUGCCCCCCAGAGGCCGCGAGGAGGCGGCGCUUACUCGAACGAUUUCGAUGACGCCGAAAGCAACAUAUCGCAACAUCGUGUUUGGUACAUCCGACAUUAACGUACCAAUCUAGCUAACGAAAUAAAAAUUAAAAAAUCACGAAAAAAACAGUAAGAACGAAAAACAUCUCGUAAACAACGAAAAUGUCAAGUCCUCCCUUCUACCCUUUUCGCAAUAGUUAAAUCUCGUCACUGCUCAGAUAAGUUCUGCUGGAUAGAUACCAUGCUGAUAAUGAUGACCAAAAUUUAGCGUAAAAAACAACACGAACACGAUGAAAAAGGGUGUAGAAUAGAGUAUGCCACCAGGCGAUAUGUUAACUUCAACUGUCGAUCACCAUCGUAGACCCAACCCGAGACAAACCCAAACGCAUGCUGUUAUGGAUGGGAGAUGUACUGAAGAAGCAAUUCAGCUAUAGACGCCACCGCAAAAAUAGACUUGGUGUGGUGUCGAAUGACGAAUGCAUCGUUUACGCGUAAAUCGAGGCAAAAUAUGGGUUGGCAAAGAUCUUUGCUUCCAAGUCCACGUUAACGGGCCUUGUUCCACGCCUUUCCAAGCCUUGAUGUUUUACUAAGAACGUCUAGCCUAUUUAUUGAGCUCGGGUUUUAAUAAGCAACGGAUAGUUUUAAAAGAUGAUUCAGGCAUAUUUGAAUGAUUAACAUUUCAAAAAAUCGAUACAUCUUUUCUAGAGAGCCAUUAGGCCAUCAUUAACAAAAAGAACUUGUCUUCAGAAACGUAAACAGACAGCUGCGACGAGCGAGAUAGCAGUACUAUUGUAACUGAUCAAACAGCACGGUACUAUCUAGAGGUAGAGCCACAGACAUUCGGGCAUACUUCUGAAUCGUUCGAUGCGGGACUUCAGCUCUCAAAGACCACAUAGAGCAAACACUGCAGUAAGUUACAUGUUUAUAUAUGAUAUCGAUAUCGACUUCGAGUCAAAAAGAACGACAGUUAAUUUUAGUAGGAGAAAUGAAAAAUUACAUAUUAAGACAUUUCUGUAAAUCACAUUCUCGGGCAGACAUGAGGAACACAACAGUGCUGCUAGUAAAUAUAUAAACGAAUCGAUCAUACGGUUAGCCUCUCGAGUUGCGAUCGAGCAGUAUCAAUUAUUCCUGCCGGUAGAGUCACACUGAGUAUUUAUGAUAUUUGCAGUGCGGAUCAUUCAGCCCCUGUACGAUAAAGCUAUCCGUCAAUGUGGCACGGCCAUUUUAUUUAUUGCAAUCAUUUUGGGGAAAGGGAAAAUCAAUAUUUUUUUAGGGCAAAACGAUCAAGUCCCGCCUAACAGACCAGCAACAUAAAGACACCAAGUCACUUAAUCCUCGCCGAGUCGUGGAGUCAAUUUUGAAAUUUUUUUUUUGCCUUCCUUCUUCUGAUGAAUUUCGAAUAACCUCAACGCAAUCAAAUAGCAAGACGGAAACGAAUCAAAAAUUUGCGCCGAUAUUCGACAAUCCAGCCGCCAUACUGUCCAUGUUUUAAUGAAUACACUGUAGUAAA